This is a messenger RNA of Strongylocentrotus purpuratus (purple sea urchin), 3633 nucleotides long. RefSeq names its product LIM domain transcription factor LMO4.1-like. The record is from RefSeq and is a predicted model, not a curated record. The annotation marks the transcript as partial. The transcript is spliced from 2 exons. NCBI's taxonomy places the organism in Eukaryota, Metazoa, Echinodermata, Echinoidea, Camarodonta, Strongylocentrotidae.
UGUGUCUCCUGCAGAAUAUUCGGUACAAGUGGAGCAUGUACGGCCUGUGGUCAGCAGAUCCCGGCCAACGAGCUGGUCAUGAGGACCCAGAAUCGUGUCUACCACCUCAAGUGCUUUGCCUGUAGCUCGUGUCACAUACAGCUCGUCCCGGGUGAUCGUUACACGGUAGUCAACGGCAGCAUCGUCUGCGAGAACGACCACAGCAAACUCUACAAGUCGGCGGCGCAUCAUGGCAUGACCCCCGGACACGCCCCGGGCCUGAGACCGGGUAACAGAGUUUGCUAAUUAAGACUUCAUGAACGAGCCUCAUCUCUCUCUCUAUCUUUGAAGGAUCCUGACGCGAUGACGAUCUUCAGAUUGGCAACGCUGACAGGCAUCAAGCUAUAAAUGGACUGUACAUAUUCACGCCAAAGGACUUAUGUAUUCGAAGAACGGAAUGGAGAUGAAAGUCGUGACUUUAACAUGUGACCUUCGACACGCAUGUCGUUGCUAUGGACGCUAUGAGAUGGCGCACGAAGUAUACCCCACCGACGAAAAUCAGAAUUCGUCCAGGAAACGGCAGAAAGGAAAAAUCAAAAUAUUCCUUUAAAAAAAAAAUCGUCGGGAAAUUAAAUCGUUUAUGGUCGAAGGAUCGUCGUGACGACCACGUGACUAUGUGAACUAAAUGAAAUCACAAUCGCUAGCAUCAAUGGACAAUUGUUUUUAUAUUUAGUGGUAUCGAUGUUUUCGCACUAUUUUGCACUUAUUAUAUGAACAUAAUUAUCAUGACAGUUUUUAUCAAGGAGUUUCUAAACCAGGGUUUGAAUCUUUAAAAACAAAAAAGGCAACGCUGGGAUAACUUUUGAGAAAGAAUAUGACAAAAUGUAGCAUUGAAAUGAAGAAGAAAAAACGAGUCUUGUAGCCGUCCUGUCAUAUUGCUAAUGCUUUGUCAAUUUCGUCAAAACGACUGAGUGACAACGAUGCUAAAUAUGAACAUUGCUUGAUGUCGAAAUGGUUGUUUUUCUAAAUCAUUUUUAAUUUCUUCUGCACUGAAAUCGCUAUGAGCUUUUAUACUAGCUGAACUGAAGCCAUCGUGACUGGAUUGAUUGCUAAGUGGACACGGUCUUUAUAUUUCGUCGUUUUUAUCGUGUGUGUGUUGCUGCAGCUUGGUAUUACAACCCCGUGUUUGUGAAGGAUUCUCGUCGCUCAACGGUUUUUAUGAGAAAACCGCAGCGUAUAAUGAAAGGAAGGAGGAGAAAAUGAAAUGGAACUAGUCCUCUCUCUGACAACCAUGUCAUAUCUAUAACCGGCCAUGUAAUAAUAACGUGCUUUGGAAAACAUGAUCAUUCUUCAUUGACAGGAGCAUUAUUGGACGUGUCUCACUCUUCAUAACUAUCAGCUCUCUUCAUUAACUCAUGACAGGAUACAAUGUGCGAGAGGAGGACGCACCCCGGAUGGACGAGCGAAAUUAAUUAAUUGUGCUUUCACUGAUCAUACAUUCUACCGGCAGACAACCUAUAUGCCUAAUAUCAGAUGGAACCGGAUCAUUUUAUUCGAAACACUUCGGGCAAUGUACAAUCGUAUCUAAUUAGCCUGUCUAACCUUCAAAUACUUGGAAAGUAAUUACGUCUGAGUGAGAGAAAUAGGAAUGACGGGAGAGAGAUUGGGGGGGGGGGGGGAGUGGAGAGCUGGAGUGACGUGGUUCAAUUCAAAAUGGCGACCCCCAUCACGAUCUGUCCACUUUAAUGAAAUUGCGCGCGUGAAGUUGAUUGCGAAGUUCGUCUGCUCUAAGCGACGGGCAUGUAUGCAAUCCAAAAAUGGACUUGAGUUAAUUGAUGAGAUUGUGUGUAGUCAGCUGCUGGGUCCCCAAUCUUCCUCCUUAUCUCUCUCUCUCUCUCUCUCUCUCUCUCUCUCUCUCUCUCUCUCUCUCUCUCUCUCAUUUAUAUUUUUAUUUCUGUAUUCCUCUUUCUCUCUCUUUCUCAUACCUUGUAUCUGUGUGUCCUUAUCUCCUCUCUCUAUUCAUAGUUCUGACCAGUGCUGCAUUCCACUUUUCCUCUAUUUAUUUUGACUCAAGUCUUAUAUUUACAAACUUACGUUUGUCGUACAUCCUUUUUGCAUUCUCUCUCUCUCUCUUCCACUCUCCAAAACUUGAUUAUACUUAUUAUCCUGAGAACAAAACUCUCCUCCAAAAAAAAGCCCCUCACCCAUUUACGCCAAGUCUUGGUUUAAUGCCUUACCCCCCUUCGCCGCGCAGCCUCGUUAAAAAGCUGAUUGUUACUUAGCAGAAGCCGUCGGGAGAUGUCAGAAAUGUAGUCCUACAAAGUGAGAUAAUUUUUGCGCCUACCUUCGGGAGAGGCGCCUUUGUUUAUACAGCCCGCGUAAAUGGGCCGGAGAAAUCUUCUCUCUCUUCUCUCUCUCUCUCUCUCUCUCUCUCUCUCUCUCUCUCUCUCUCUCUCUCUCCUCUCCCUCCCUCCCACACUCUCUCUCUCUCUCCGACACUCUCUCCGUUGCUCACCCGCAAAUCACUUAAAAGCUCUACCAUGAUGCAUCACCUCUCGUGAAAGUCCACCAUCUUUUAGUGAUGUAAUUAUUUUUCAUUUUCACUUCAAUCUUUCAGAAAGUAUUGUGAACCAGGAGUAUUGCAAAUUAAUUUAUUCCGUUUCUACAGAAAUAACAAGAACGAUGAUUCCAUUGCCUUUCUUCUUUUAUUAUACAUUUUUAAGGUAAAAUAUACAACUUAAAUGUAAAGGUGCGCUUAUUUAUCUUUUUGUAUCAUCUCCUGACACGCUCUACCCUGCGUUAGUUCUUAUGACGUCACAAUAAAGAGAGGGUUUCACGAGAAUUAAACUGUUUUAUACGAAGUAUUCCGCAUAUGGUAUAAGUAUAAGUAUAACUGCUGCAAAAUGUUUUUACCACAAUGUACUAAUGUUUGUACGAAAUAAUGUGCGGAUUCCUUUUUUUUCUCUCUCCCUCUUUUUGGUUUAUGAUAUUAGAAUGGGUGAUAUGGAUCUUAAUCCAGCAUUUUAUUAUUUUCUUUUAUUCUUUAAGAACAGAGUCCCAAGACUGCCGUGCCCCUGUUUAGCCUACUUGUGACCGGGGCGGGAGUAAACUGGGACUCUUUUCGACUUCUUCCCCCACCAUUUUUCCUUGAACAAUACUUGAGUUCCUUUUGUAUGCAUGGUUGCCAUUUUGUAGCAUUUAUAGCUAAGGGGCAAAAGAACUUCUUUUUUUUUUUACUAUGUUCUUCAUAUUUUGAACAAAAAAGUUGCAGUCUAUAUAUAUUUGAUACAUCUUCGCAAUGUUUUUUUUUCUUUGUCACUCUUUCCAAAAUAUUUGAUGAUAUUUAUGUUGAUGGGAGGAUGUAAGGAUGUAUUUCAAUUCGUGCUUGGUGGAUCGCUUGCGUACGUACAAGGCUCUGGCAAAUUCAUAUAUUAUAUAUGAUAGUAUGUUACAUGAUUAUUGUACAGUAAUAUGUAACCCAUGUGUUUAUGCGACGAAAUAUGACGAAGAUUUAUUAUCACUAUUAUCAUGAUUAAGUUCAUUGUUCAUGUCGUGCUUUUCUUCUAUUUGUGAAUAGUGGGAGAGUACUUGAAGAUUCUGAUGAAAUGCAAGAAAUUGAUAUUAAAUUGUGCACGUUCUUACUUGAACACUAAA